Molecule: messenger RNA, 1634 nt
Organism: Pimephales promelas (fathead minnow)
Lineage: Eukaryota; Metazoa; Chordata; Actinopteri; Cypriniformes; Leuciscidae
Gene: diras2
Product: DIRAS family GTPase 2
Biological process (GO): signal transduction
Cellular component (GO): membrane
Molecular function (GO): GTP binding; GTPase activity
Source: RefSeq, a predicted model, not a curated record
GACCUCGGGAAAAACAACCCACGUCCCAUAUUCUCCAUCGUCCACCACGACAUGACAACGGGGAUUUUAAAUUACUCCUAGUUCAUAGCUACAUCAGCAUUUAGGUGAGUUUCUAAAGCGCAUCAACUCAAACCAGCGAACGAAAUCGGUCUUUUUAAGCACCGCUAUGCCAGAACAAAGUAAUGAUUACCGGGUGGUUGUGUUUGGAGCCGGUGGAGUGGGCAAAAGCUCCCUGGUCCUGCGCUUUGUGAAGGGAACCUUUCGUGAAAGCUACAUCCCCACCGUCGAGGACACCUACAGGGAGGUGAUCAGCUGCGACAAGAGCAUCUGCACGCUUCAGAUCACGGACACCACCGGCAGCCACCAGUUCCCCGCCAUGCAGCGCCUGUCCAUCUCCAAAGGCCACGCAUUCAUCUUAGUCUACUCAAUCUCCAGCAAACAGUCUCUGGAGGAGCUCAAGCCCAUCUUUGAGCAGAUCUGCCUGAUUAAGGGAGACAUCGAGAACAUCCCGAUCAUGCUGGUGGGAAACAAGAACGACGAGCUGAACAGCCGUGAAGUGGAGAGCGGGGACGGAGAGGCCACGGCCAAGAGGUGGAAGUGUGCCUUCAUGGAGACCUCAGCCAAGACCAAUCACAACGUCAAGGAGCUGUUUCAGGAGCUUCUGAACCUGGAGAAACGCAGGACUGUGAGCCUUCAGAUCGACGGCAAGAAGAGCAAGCAGCAAAAACGAGCGGAGAAGCUUAAGGGCAAAUGUGUGGUCAUGUGAAAACAAAGUGUGUUUGGAAAACCAAAGUGUUUUGUUGAUGGCGUUAAUGCACAGUUUACUCCUGGAGACAAGAACGCUGGAAGAGGAGCAAGGAUCGAGUGGGACAACUGUUGUUUACUCGGAUAUCUUAAAGAAAGAGUUCACCUAAAAAUGGAAAUUUGGUAAACCGUUAAGGUUUUAUUUCUUCUAUGGAACACAGAUGUUAAUUUUUUUUAAGAAGAAUGAGAGAUCUUUUCCAUAUUAAGUAGACGGGGUAAUGUCCAAAAUGACAAACAGCAGUUCAUAUGACUCAUGUGCAAUAUUCCUGAAGUCAUCCGCUUAUCUUAAGUCAAUUUAUGAUACUUUUAUGAUGCCUAUUCAUUUAGGAGCCUUACUGCACUAGUCCCAUCCACCAACAUCAUAUGCAAUUAUGCAAAAGACUAAGCAACAUAUACAUUUAGAAUGGAGGACAAAUAAUAAGUCAAUGCUUCUCUAACAAAUGUUUGCAUUCAACUCUCUUUCUCUUUUUGAGUUUCUUGGUAGAACGCAAGAGUUUUUGCGAGGGAACGCAAAGUUUAUCUUGGGAAUGCAAAACAUUUGCGAGAGAAAGCAAAAGCAUUGACAAACUAUUUUUCCUCCUUUAGGGGCUCCGUAAAGAAAUGCCUAGAGAACCAAUGUUCAUAAAGUUUUAAAGCAGUGGUUACUUCAGAAUUCAAAUUUCCUGAUAAUUUAUCAUCUCCAUGUCAUCCAAGAUGUUCAUGUCUUUCUCUCUUCAGUCGAAAAGAAAUGAAGGUUUUUGAGGAAAACAUUUCAGGAAUUUUCUCCAUUUAGGGACUUCGAUGGGUAUCAAUGGGUUGAAGGUCCAAGUUGCAGUUUCGGUGCAGCUUCA